Molecule: messenger RNA, 3285 nt
Organism: Parnassius apollo (apollo)
Lineage: Eukaryota; Metazoa; Arthropoda; Insecta; Lepidoptera; Papilionidae
Source: the annotation of a GenBank genome assembly
AUGACAGAAAUGCCUCCUUAUCUCGCUGUUAAAGAUGAGGAAAAAAAUAGUGGGCAGACAGAUAGCGAGUGUUCGGACUCUGAGGACGAUUUGCCUCUAAGUUUUAAUAAACCAAGACAUAUUGAACCCAUAAAAGGCGCUGAACGCCAGGACCACUCGUGGAGAGUGAAGGAAAAGUACAAGACACAUUGCGUUGCAUUGGUCCUGUGUCUCAAUGUGGGUGUUGAUCCUCCAGAUGUGGUGAAAACUCAGCCUUGUGCAAGACUUGAAUGCUGGAUUGAUCCGAACUCGCUGUCGCCGAGUAAGGCGCUAGAGAGCAUCGGCCACGCGCUACAGACUCAGUACGAGCGAUGGCAGCCCCGAGCACGAUACAAGCAAUCGCUCGACCCCACAAGUGAUGAGAUCAAGAAACUGUGCUGUUCCUUACGCCGUAACGCCAAGGAUGAGCGUGUACUUUUUCAUUACAAUGGGCAUGGGGUGCCAAAGCCCACGUCGCAAGGAGAAAUAUGGGUCUUCAACAGGGCAUACACGCAGUACAUCCCGCUGUCGAUGUACGACCUGCAGACGUGGAUGGGCGCGCCCUCGCUGUACGUGUACGACUGCUCCAACGCGGGCGUCAUCGUCGACAACUUCAAGCAGUUCGCAGAGCAACACGAACGUGAUUAUGAGAUGCAGGCGAGCGCCGGCGCCGGUGGUGGGGCUGGUAGUGGCGAGGGCGCCGCCGUGUCGUACAAGAACUGCAUCCAGCUGGCGGCGUGCGCGGCGGGCCAGAGCCUGCCGAUGAGCCCCGAGCUGCCGGCGGACCUGUUCACCGCGUGCCUCACCACGCCCGUCAAGAUGGCCAUGAAGUGGUUCGUGCUGCGCAGCCGAGUGCGCGUCGCGCGCCAGGACCUCAUCGACCUCAUCGACAAGAUACCUGGUCAGGUGACCGAUCGGCGCACGAUGCUCGGCGAACUGAACUGGAUUUUCACAGCGAUCACUGACACGAUCGCGUGGAGCUCGCUGCCUUCGGAGCUGUUUCAGCAGUUGUUUCGCGCUGAUCUACUUACUGCGAGCCUGUGUCGGAACUUCUUGUUGGCUGAUAGGAUUAUGAGGUGUUACAACUGCACGCCGGUGUCGAGCCCAGCGCUGCCGUCGCUGGCAGCGCACCCUCUGUGGGCGGGCUGGGAGCACACGCUGGACCUGGCGCUGGCACAGCUGCCUGCGCUGCUGGGCGCGGACCCGCCCGCCUACCGCCACUCGCCCUUCUUCCGCGACCAGCUCACCGCCUUUCAAGUGUGGCUCGACCUCGGCAAGUGUACGUACCGCACCCCACCACACUGGGAGUACAUGCUGGACCUGGCGCUGGCGCAGCUGCCCGCGCUGCUGGCCGCGGACCCGCCCGCCUACCGCCGCUCGCCCUUCUUCCGCGACCAGCUCACCGCCUUUCAAGUGUGGCUCGACCUCGGCAAGUGUACGUACCGCGCACCACCACACUGGGAGCACACGCUGGACCCGGCGCUGGCGCAGCUGGGCCGCGGACCCGCCCGCCUACCGCCACUCGCCCUUCUUCCGCGACCAGCUCACCGCCUUCCAAGUGUGGCUCGACCUCGGCAAGUGUACGUACCGCACACCACUACACUGGGAGUACACGCUGGACCUGGCGCUGGCGCAGCUGCCUGCGCUGCUGGCCGGUCAGCUUUAAGACCACCACCGGACCAGCUGCCGAUGGUGCUGCAAGUACUGUUGAGCACUCUUCACCGCGUGAGGGCGCUGCAGAUACUUUGCAAAUUCUUGGCCUUGGGACCUUGGGCUGUGAAAUCUGUCCUCGCUGUAGGCAUCUUCCCUUACAUGCUAAAGCUUCUACAGGCGUCCGCUCACGACUUGAGGGCUUCCAUGGUGUACAUAUGGGCGAAGAUUAUUGCUGUUGAUCCGAGUUGUCAAGUGGAUUUGGUAAAUGCGAAAGGGCACAAAUAUUUUCUAUCAAUACUUCAAGAUCCUUCAAUAGAUAGUGAGCACAGAACGCUUGCAGCGUUUGUUCUGGCUGGAAUUGUUGACAACUACCCAGCGGGACAGGAGGCAGCUUUACAGGGGUCGAUGAUCUCUCUGUGCCUGGAGCAGCUGAGUGACCCGUGGCCGCCGCUGCGGCAGUGGGCGUGUGUGGGGCUGGGCCGGCUGUGGCGCGGCUAUGACGCGGCGCGCUGGGCCGGCGUGCGCGACCUGGCGCAUGAGAAGCUCGCCGCGCUGCUGCACCACCCGCAGCCUGAGGUGCGAGCGGCGUGCGCGUUCGCUCUGGGCACGUUCGUGGCGGCGGGCGGCUGCGGCGCACGCAUCGAGCACGCCAACGCGCUCGACCAGCAGGUGGGCGUGCAGCUCGCCGAGCGCCUACCGCCCGACGCCUCGCCGCUCGUGCGCGCGGAGCUGCUCGCAGCACUGCAAUGGCUGGUUUUGAUAUUCGAACAACACUUCAUUGCUGUUUAUAUUCAAGAGAGAAUGAGGCGAAGUGAUAAGGAGUCAAGGCGCAGCGGGCGGGUGGAGGCUGGGCAGGACGCGCUCGCGCCGGCGCGCACAGGGCUUGCACACACGCUCGCACACGCGCACACACCGCGCACAGCCCUCGUGCUGCCAGCCAUUGGUUUCGGCUCGGUGUACAUGAAGUUGUGGACAGCGUUGUGCAGCAUGGCAAAGGAGCCACAUCCGCAAAUCUCACAGAUGGCUUCUGACAUCAUUAAUUACAUAUCCAACCAGGUGGACAAUGUAAGCCGAGAAACAGAGAUGAUACGAAGCAGCAGCGGCUCCAGCUCCUUGCCACCCUCCCCCAACACGAGGCCCGCUCCACUCAGCUCGCACGGGGACACGCGAACAUUACCCAUCAUGGGUCAUCGGCGAGGCAAGUCCGGCCUACCUCAUACGAUAUCGGAGGACUCAGUAGCGCACCGUGAUCGUGAACGUGAAUCUACUUCUUCUAACUCUAGUCAAACAACAAAGAAGGCUAUAGUGAGCACUGAGUUCGUGGAGUGGGCGACGGCGCAGUUCUCGCGGGGCGAGUGCGGUGCGGGUGUGGGUGAGGGAGAGGACGGGAGCGAGCAGGACAGCGAGAGCCGCGCGCACCACGAGCGCGUGUGGCGCCGAGCUCGCAACCGCAGUCUUCGCCGCGCCGCUAGGGCGCUGCUCGGGGCGGGUGGCGGGGGGGUGCGGCUGGACACGCAGAGCUUCCACUCACGCUGCGCGCUGCCGCCCGCCGUCGUGCGCUUCCACCCCUACGAGCAGCAUCUUGCCGUCGCCUUCAAGGACAACUUCGGGUAA